AUGUCGAUGACAACUAUUAGCUUGAAUCUCCUCGUCGACACAAAGCAGAACAAGCUUCUGUUCGCCGAAGCAGGUAAGGACUUUGUGGACUUCCUAUUCACCCAUCUUUCUUUUCCCGCCGGCACCAUCAUCAGGCUCCUCUCAAAGGAUACCAUGGUUGGAAGCCUAGGCAAACUUUACGAAAGCAUUGAAAAUUUCAGUGAUACAGACAUGCAACCCAAUCUCAACAAAGACAUUCUCCUGAAACCCAAAGAACCAGGUUCUGUCCCAAAUAACCUAGGGUUGCUGACCAAUGUCGAAACAACAGAAAGAAAGGUGAUCUACACUUGUUCGAAUAGUUACAGCAGAUACUAUGACUACAGCUACCACACCCAUAGCGACACGCACCCGUAUUUUUCAGAGGAUCCUAAAGCAUAA
Fragaria vesca subsp. vesca is the source of this 417-nucleotide messenger RNA. RefSeq lists its product as uncharacterized. Lineage: Eukaryota; Viridiplantae; Streptophyta; Magnoliopsida; Rosales; Rosaceae. The record is from RefSeq and is a predicted model, not a curated record. The coding region runs from base 1 to 417 and encodes 138 amino acids. The transcript has a single exon.